CUGUGUGGUGGCACUUAAGCUCGUUAGGAACAAGCACCGAGAUCAGGAGAGCUAGAUUCUGGCAGGAUGGCUCAGCUUACAGCUCGUGCUGGUGCUCGAUGGCCGAGGCCAUCUCCUGGGCCGCCUGGCUGCCAUCGUGGCCAAGCAAGUGCUGCUGGGCCGGAAGGUAGUGGUCGUCCGGUGUGAAGGCAUCAACAUUUCUGGAAAUUUCUACAGAAAUAAGUUGAAGUACCUAGCCUUCCUUCGGAAGCGGAUGAACACUAACCCCUGCCGGGGCCCCUACCACUUCCGGGCCCCCAGCCGCAUGUUUUGGCGGACAGUAAGAGGCAUGCUGCCCCACAAGACCAAACGAGGCCAGGCUGCCUUGGACCGGCUCAAAGUGUUCGAUGGAAUCCCGCCCCCCUAUGACAAGAAAAAGCGGAUGGUGGUACCAGCUGCUCUGAAGGUGGUUCGCCUGAAGCCCACCCGGAAGUUUGCCUAUCUGGGACGCCUGGCUCAUGAGGUUGGCUGGAAAUACCAGGCAGUGACAGCCACUCUUGAGGAGAAGAGGAAGGAGAAGGCCAAGAUGCAUUACCGCAAGAAAAAGCAGCUCAUGAGGCUACGGAAACAAGCCGAAAAGAAUGUGGAAAAGAAGAUCACAAAGUUCACAGAUGUCCUCAAGGCCCACGGACUCCUGGUCUGAGUGCAAUAAACUUGACUAUUGCUUCU
Molecule: messenger RNA, 708 nt
Organism: Sorex fumeus (smoky shrew)
Lineage: Eukaryota; Metazoa; Chordata; Mammalia; Eulipotyphla; Soricidae
Gene: RPL13A
Product: ribosomal protein L13a
Exons: 9
Coding region: 254-682 (142 amino acids)
Biological process (GO): translation; negative regulation of translation
Cellular component (GO): ribosome; cytosolic large ribosomal subunit
Molecular function (GO): structural constituent of ribosome; mRNA binding
Source: RefSeq, a predicted model, not a curated record